CUAUGCCAUACAAAAGUCAAAGCCUUUCGUCAUAACAACAAUUAAUUUCUUUUAUUUACCUAUAAAUUCUCUCACUAAUUUGGCUAAUAAAUUAAUUUAGGGUAUAAGUGCGAAACCGUUAUUGCUAUUUGCUAUUUAAAUAAUAUCUAGUCUAUGCCGUCAUCGUGAAAUUGAUACAGAUCUACUCGUACUACAUUUUUUUUUCACUACUAUCAUACCAAAAUUUUUUAAUUAUCAAAAGCAAUAAUUCCACCAACUAAUGUCAAAUACCAAUAAUAGGAAUGACACGGGGGGUGUUGAAGGUACUGAAAGUACUAUACGAUCAGAACCUUUAUCAGAAUUAGAAUCAGAAGCUUUUGCUAUAAGAGAAACAGCCACAAGAGCUAUUCAAAAGGAUAAUUUAUCAUAUAGUGAAAAAUUAGCUUUACCACAAAUAACUUUACGAGCAACUAUAGUAGGAUUAUUAAUUGGAUCAAUUGUUCUUGUAUCAAAUUUUCAAUUUGGUUUACAAACAGGUUGGGUAUCAAUGAUGUCACUUCCAGCAGCUCUUUUAGGAUUUGCUAUAUUUAAGAUCUCACCAUAUUCAACAAGUUUUACUGAUGUUGAAAAUGUUUAUAUUCAAAGUGUUGCAGUAGCUGUUGGUACUGGUCCAUUAUGUUAUGGAUUAAUUGGUAUAGUUCCUGCUAUUGAAAAAUUCUUAACUCCUGAAGAAUCAGGUUUAGGCCGUACAUUAAAAUUUUCUUUAAUUGAUUUAAUGGUAUGGUCUUUAGGCUUGGGUUUAUUUGGGGUAUUCUUUGCUGUACCACUUAGAAAUCAAGUCAUAAUUAAAGAAAAAUUACCAUUUCCUUCAGGUAGUGCAACUGCUACUUUAAUUUCAGUUAUGCAUGGUACUGAAAUUUAUAGUGAUGAAGAUGAAAAGAAAUUAACUAAGCCAUUAUCAUCAUCAUCAUCAUCAUCACCAAAAAAGCCUUCCCUUUCGGAAGAUAUAGAACAAUAUUUGGUUGCUCAAGAACCAACCCCUCAACCCGUAGCAUCUAACAUUAAUUCUUAUUCAUCAAAUCUUCAUGCAUUAUUGAUAACUUUCUCUGUAUCGGCAGCAUACACUUUGUUAUCAUUCUUUUUCCCAAUACUUAGAAAUAUUCCAAUCUUUGGUAAUUAUUUAUCAAAUCAAUAUAAAUGGAAUUUUCAACCAUCACCAGCUUAUAUUGGUCAAGGUAUAAUUAUGGGAUUACCAACAGUAUCAUAUAUGUUAUUUGGAGCUAUUUUAGGAUGGGCAAUAUUAGCUCCAUUAGCAAAAUAUCAAGGUUGGGCACCAGGAGAAAUUGAUGAUUGGAUUCAUGGAGGUCAAGGAUGGAUUUUAUGGUUAAGUUUAAGUGUUAUGAUUAGUGAUUCAAUUAUUUCAUUCAUAAUUGUAGCCAUUAAAUCUAUUAAAAAUGGUAUAAAAUAUAUUAGAUCUAAUAAUAAUGAAUCUUUAGAUACUCUUGAAAUGGAACAAUCUUUAUUAACUGAUGAUGAUAGAGAUUCUAAUGAAGAUCCAAAUAAUAGUACUUAUUCACCAAAGGAUAGAUCUGAACCAGUAGUAGUUAAUGCAACAAGACUUGAACUUCAAAAGGAUUAUUUAGUAUCCAAUAAAGUUACAUUCUUAGGAAUAAUUUUAUCUUCAGUACUUUGCAUAGUUUCAAUUAAAAUUGUAUUUGGAGAUAUUGUACCGAUUUAUGCAGCAGUAGUAGCAAUAAUUCUUGCAUUAUUCUUUUCAGUUCUUGGAGUUAGAGCAUUAGGUGAAACUGAUUUAAAUCCAGUUAGUGGAAUUGGGAAAUUAUCUCAAUUAAUAUUUGCAUUAGUUAUUCCAAAAGAUCAUCCAUCAAAAAUUCUCAUUAAUUUAGUAGCAGGUGGAGUUGCAGAAGCUGGAGCUCAACAAGCAGGAGAUUUAAUGCAAGAUUUAAAAACUGGUCAUUUAAUUGGAGCUUCACCAAAAGCUCAAUUUGUUGCACAAAUUAUUGGUACCCUUUAUUCAGUAAUUCUAAGUUCAAUAAUGUAUCAAGUUUAUAAUAAAGUUUAUACUAUACCUAGUGAUAUGUUUAGAAUUCCAACAGCAAUUAUUUGGAUUGAUUGUUCAAGAUUAGUUACUGGUCAAGGUUUACCACCUAAAGCAUUUGAAUUCUGUAUUAUAUUUGGAAUAAUAUUUGGAUUCAUUUCUUUAUUAAAAAAUACCAUUCCAUCAAGUUCAAAAUAUCAUAAAUAUUUAGUAUAUUUACCAAGUGGAGUUGCAGUAGGAAUUGGAAUUUAUAAUUCACCAAAUUUUACUUUAGCUAGAUUUAUUGGAGGACUUAUUGCUUAUUGGUGGGUUAAUUAUAAAUCAAGUAAUAGAAUUGGAAUGAUUAUAUUUAGUAGUGGAUUAGUUCUUGGAGAAGGAUUAUUGAGUGUUUUCACUAUGAUAUUAACCAGUUUAGGGGUUAGACAUUUUUAAAAGUGUAUUUAAAUCACUUAGUCAUACAUUCGUUAGAUAGUUAUGUAAUUUAUAGACGUUCAAGAGAU
This is a messenger RNA of Scheffersomyces amazonensis, 2535 nucleotides long. It is a transcript of the gene OPT8, whose product is annotated as Opt8p. The record is from RefSeq and is a predicted model, not a curated record. Gene Ontology annotation, cellular component: fungal-type vacuole membrane. Lineage: Eukaryota; Fungi; Ascomycota; Pichiomycetes; Serinales; Debaryomycetaceae. Gene Ontology annotation, molecular function: oligopeptide transmembrane transporter activity. The transcript has a single exon. The coding region runs from base 260 to 2467 and encodes 735 amino acids.